Molecule: messenger RNA, 1646 nt
Organism: Fusarium odoratissimum NRRL 54006
Lineage: Eukaryota; Fungi; Ascomycota; Sordariomycetes; Hypocreales; Nectriaceae
Exons: 2
Coding region: 373-1149 (258 amino acids)
Biological process (GO): regulation of signal transduction
Molecular function (GO): protein phosphatase inhibitor activity
Source: RefSeq, a predicted model, not a curated record
CGUCACAACCGUUAUGUACGACCAAAAAAAUUGACUGAAAAGGUUAGAAUAACGGGAUUAACAGAGAAAUCCUUAUUAUCUUCAUAAAUCGCCAUCAUUCGUUUAGCAUCACACGCCGUUAAUCAAGGCUUGGUACGUACCAGCCCCUCCAAAUCCUGGGGUCUCAGGCCACUGCGUCAUUGGAUGUUAUAGGCCCUCCCCGCCUCUUUUACUGAUGAUCUGCUCACGAGCACAGUGUUUCAUCUUUCAACCUGAUCUCGCGACUACAUCACAGGCAAACAUCACGUUCAACCGCACUUUAUCUCAGAUACAACGCCUUGGGCUUGAGCUCUGGCUUUAACCCUUUCAACUCAAGCUUCCGACUAUACCAAAAUGGCUUCUGCUGUUGAUUCUCCCCCGGCGCACUCGCCUCCCACCCAUCCUCCUCAACGACCUCGAGGCAUCCUCAAGAACUCGUACCAGAAAUCUCCUCCCACUUCACCGAGCCACGAUCGACCUGCCAGCGACAAGGAGCUCACCAUCGCCAACACUCAAAUCAACGCUGGUCACCGUCGUUCCUCUUCUGGAGCUCGCCCCUCUGGAUCCCGCCGACAAUCAGGUGCCAACGGUUCCAUCGGAGACGUUCUCGAACCCUCCCAACGGCUCAAGUGGGACGAGGCAAACCUCUACCUCACGGAGCAGGAGCGCUCCUCUACCAUGAAGAUCACAGAACCAAAGACUCCCUAUGCCAAACACUACGACCCAGCCGAAGACCCGUCGGACGAAGACGAGGAUCCUCUGGCGGACGCUGGUGCUCGUCUUAAGAAUUCACGUCCAAGCCGUGAAGAUGACAUUCCGGGCCUUUCGCUGGGCGAACCGGAAGAGGAGAUCCCGGAAGCGGGCGCGCCGUCACCCCGCAGCGAAAAGAGCGUCCACGUCGACGACGAGAGCAGCAUCGGCCACAACGCGGAGGAGGAGCUGGCGGGCAUGUCUCCCGAGGAGCGUGAGAAGCACAGAAAGUUUGAACAGCUCCGAAAGAGACACUACGAAAUGAAAAAUGUGGCCCAGCUCCUGGGCCACCCCGAGACGCUCCCGGAUGAGGAUGAGGACGACGAGGGUGAGGUGCCGCAUGUGCCACAGGUACCGCGCGUGCCCAACGGUACUGCGUAGGGUGCUGGGGAAGCAUGAUGAGGGCUGCGAGCUGGCUAGGGCAUUAGGAUGGAGUUUUGAGGAUAUCAUUAUUGGGCGUUGGCAGAGGAGGAGUGUGAGGUUAUCUGAUUACUCGCUCGCUUUCAAGAUUCUGAUGGAGACAAAGGGCACAUAGUCUCAUCGGUAGAGGACAUGCUUCAUUUCCUAAUAUUUACGAUUAUCCACUCGUAUCUGGUGUCGUUCGUGGUGUCGUUAUGCUUAUUGUCGAUGGUUCACAGUAAUCCCUUUCUUGCUAAUUCAAUCUUUCGAGCUGUUUCGCCUGGCCGGAAUCCACCACGAGAAACACAAAGACGCUGUCCAUCAGCUAAUUCGAACUUUUCUUGCUGAGCAUCCCAAGCGCAGGGACAGUGGUGAGGAAAGUGGACGCAUGCGAGAGUAUCGGGGCAGAGGUAUUUGUCGCAGACAGCUGUACAUGUUAGCAGAGUCAAAAAGUGGUAGAUGUACUUACAGUUCUCGUA